This is a messenger RNA of Prinia subflava (tawny-flanked prinia), 1433 nucleotides long. It is a transcript of the gene CDC34, whose product is annotated as cell division cycle 34, ubiqiutin conjugating enzyme. The transcript has 5 exons. Gene Ontology annotation, biological process: ubiquitin-dependent protein catabolic process; protein polyubiquitination. Gene Ontology annotation, molecular function: ubiquitin conjugating enzyme activity. Lineage: Eukaryota; Metazoa; Chordata; Aves; Passeriformes; Cisticolidae. The record is from RefSeq and is a predicted model, not a curated record. Bases 82 to 789 code for a protein of 235 amino acids.
UGCCCCGCGUGGCCCCGGUCCCGCCGCCCCCCCGCGCCCCGGAGCGGCCGCUGCGCCCCCCACCAGCCCCGGUACCGCAGCAUGGCGCGGCCCCCCGUGCCCAGCUCGCAGAAGGCGCUGCUGCUGGAGCUGAAGGGGCUGCAGGAGGAGCCCGUGGAGGGGUUCCGGGUCGGGCUGGUGGACGAAGGGGAUCUGUACACCUGGGACGUGGCCAUCUUCGGCCCCCCGGACACCCACUACGAGGGCGGGUACUUCAAGGCUCGUCUCCGGUUUCCUAUCGAUUACCCCUACUCUCCUCCUGCCUUCAGGUUCUUAACCAAAAUGUGGCACCCCAAUAUCUACGAGACAGGUGAUGUCUGCAUCUCCAUCCUCCACCCGCCCGUGGACGACCCGCAGAGCGGGGAGCUGCCAUCGGAGCGCUGGAACCCCACCCAGAACGUGCGAACCAUUCUGCUGAGCGUGAUCUCACUGCUGAAUGAGCCCAACACGUUUUCCCCCGCCAACGUGGACGCCUCCGUGAUGUACCGCAAGUGGAAGGAGAGCAAAGGGAAGGACCGGGAGUACACGGACAUCAUCAGGAAGCAAGUGCUGGGCACCAAGGUGGACGCUGAGCGGGAUGGAGUGAAGGUCCCCACCACGCUGGCUGAGUACUGUGUGAAGACCAAGACUCCAGCCCCAGACGAGGGCUCAGACCUCCUUUAUGAUGACUAUUACGAGGAUGAUGACAUGGAGGAGGAAGCAGAGAGCUGUUACGGUGAUGAGGAUGACUCUGGCAAUGAGGAAUCUUGAUGGCCCUCUGGCUUUGCAAAACUUACUAUAAACUACUGAAUUUUACCUCAACUAGAACAAACUGGUUUGAAUUUAGGAUCUGUCAGCCCUGAAAUUAACUCUCUACCUCGCAGGGAGACUGUUCUGCUGUUGCAAAGGAAAUCCCACCGCUUGUCUUUGUAGGAAAAGAUAAACCCCCUAUUUUAUAAACUUCCUUGGGGGUGGGUGGAGAGGGGGAAGCUGUGUUGGGGUGUUCACAAAGCCACGGAAACUGAGGUGCUGGUGGUUCUGCCUGGCUGAGGAGUAACAACCAGGCCUGGUGGUGGCUGCCCCUCAUUUGGGUAUGUUCAGCUUCUCUUCAGCCUCAUGGGAUAGGAGCAGUUUGGGGGUCUUGUGGGGGUGGUGAGUGGUUGCUUUGGUAGGGGGCAGCAUGUGAGUGCUGUCUUGGCUUUAAACACCUUUUGGGGUUCACUCUGCAGCCAUCUGUCCCCACAGGACCCUUUUGCCUUCCCUGCUCAUGAUGCUGAAGCUUCCCUGGCAGCCACCAGCACUAGCUGUGUGGGGAUGAUCUGUGGUUUUUAACUAGCUGGGAGGGACGGGGUCAUGCUGAGUAUUUCUGCUUCUGGUAUUUUUUGGACACUGUUUAAUAAAGUUCUUCCAGGGAA